AUGCCUGACAAGAAUUAUGCUUGUCGUGAGCAUCCAUGGUACCGUGCCCUCGAUCGGGCAUGCCUCAAAGCCUUGGAAAACUCGAAACUACCCGUCGGCAGCUCCAGGCUCAAGGAGGACAGGGAGUAUCUUGCCGGACCAACCUCAACGAUGCUAGCUGGCGCACUCGAGGCCAUGGAAGGAUACAAAGAGGAUGGGCUCCCCAGUUCAUGGGGAUCUUUUGCGGCAAUGUUCCCUGCCCUGGCAACCACCAUCCGUCGCGGCGCAUACGAACUCCGCCCUAAUGUGAACACGAAACUGGAACCAAGACUUCCCAAAGGCGCGUCCAAGUCGCAGCUCUUUCUUAUCUUCACUGAUCUCUCUCCCCCUUCAGAGGUGCCCGGAGCAGAGGUAGAAGGGGAGAAUUCUCUUGGCCCAGAGCAGAGUCAGCCAGCUCGCCCAGCAAAGCGCAAGCGUGCUAAGCAAUCCAAGGGACAGAUGCAAUCAGAGGACGGAGAGAACGAAGAUGAGCAGAAUCAGCCAGCUCCCCCACCAAAGCGUAAGCGGGCCAAGCAACCCAAGGGACAGAUACAAACAGAGGACGAGGAGGACGAAGGAGAUCUGAAGAUGGAGAGUAUGCUUGCUCCCAACGAGGGUAUCUACAAAACCCUUAGAGGUUGGAUUGUUUGCAAGCUUGGGAAUGGCCGCGACAUGUAUUCCUUAGAUAAAACCGGCAAGGCCUCACUCGACCACAUCAAACAAAAGCGUAUCACGAUAAUCGGCAAACUCCACAAGAAGAAUAAAGAUAUCACAGACGGGGAACGUGAGGAGUAUUUCAGCUAUUGGGCUGGCGCCGAUGAGUUCCAAAUCGACGAUGCCAAAGACUUCAAGCCGACAAUCAAUGUCGAAGACGCCAGCGCAGAACAGGGUGAUCAGGCUGCCCAGGCGACAUCCACAACCAUGGAGACAGCCGUCCCAACCCAGGACCCCGAGGCGCCUGAGCACACAGACUGCCAUCCCGAGGAGACUCCCCUCCCAGCGCAGGUUUCCGAGGCGGUUGAGCACACAGACUGCCAUCCCGAGGAGACAGCCGGCCCAGCACAGGCUCCUGAGACAGAGACUCCCCUCCCAGCGCAGGUUUCCGAGGCGGUUGAGCACACAGACUGCCAUCUCGAGGAGACAGCCGGCCCAGCACAGGUUUCUGAGGCAGAGACUCCCCUCCAAACACAGGUGUCUGAGGCGGUUGAGCAUCCUGCCAUCAAUCCCGAUGAGGUCCCCCUCUCAUCACAGGUUUCUGAGAUGGACGAGCACAAAGAUAGCCAUCCCGAGGCAGCCAGCGGUGGUCUCGAAGAGGAGGGACUUGAGCAUGGCAUCACCACCGAUGCCUUCUGGGAGGCCGCUAUAGAAUUCUUCACCCGGGAAUUAGAGGCUGAGAACGAAGCGUUUGAGCAGUAUGAGAAGCAGUUAGAGAAUGGCAACACAGUCGAAUCCUCAACUGAUUCUGGCACUUCCGAGACAGAGGAGCCAUCAUCCAAGGCCUAG
Clonostachys byssicola is the source of this 1521-nucleotide messenger RNA. NCBI's taxonomy places the organism in Eukaryota, Fungi, Ascomycota, Sordariomycetes, Hypocreales, Bionectriaceae. The record is from the annotation of a GenBank genome assembly.